Molecule: messenger RNA, 6522 nt
Organism: Sphaeramia orbicularis (orbiculate cardinalfish)
Lineage: Eukaryota; Metazoa; Chordata; Actinopteri; Kurtiformes; Apogonidae
Product: fibrocystin-L-like
Exons: 31
Coding region: 4-6522 (2172 amino acids)
Source: RefSeq, a predicted model, not a curated record
AUCAUGUCUAACUUCAAUAAGGGUGACAAAUGGAGUUAUAAAUGCACAGACCUGCUCAGCUCUCUGCAAUCAAAAUACUUUGGAAAUCAGUUCAAACUGCACCAGGUUCAUCUGUACAAAGACGACUCUGAUGAAGAUUUUUACGUGGAUGCUGUUAACAUUGGAAAGACACCAACGACAAAUGAUGAAAAUGCUGUUGUUCACAAGAGAAGGCCACCUCCUUUUGAGAGCUCUGGUCGCUCCUUCAACAACUUGCUCAUCAGCAAAGACACAUCAGUUAAUUCACACAUCAUCUACACAAUCAGAGCCACACCCAAUGACUGUGCCUUUGGGUUCCCCAUGAUGGAGGUCGGCUUCCUGCAGCUGAACGACAGCGGCGAGGACACGAGGGAGUUCGUGCAGGGAGGAGCCAACGUCACCGUCACCCGUCUUCACCGAGCCACGCCCCCGCUGAACGGCACCUUUGAUGUGAUAGCUUACGGAGGCCGCGCUGAAAAUUUGCCCGUGGACAUCAGUGUAGAAGACAUGAAGUGCCCUGGAGGGAAUCCCAGGGAUGGGGACAGUCAAAGUCACUUCUCUGGGAAACUGCAGACAGCCCAAGUGGAGGAUCAAGUGGCUGACCAACCCUGGAGACCAGCCUCUGCUAGAGGUGGACAGCUCCUCAGUCAUCGGACAGGGGCGCAUGUCAAGGCACGUGAGAAAACAAAAGGCGGCCUGUUGAUUCGAAGUUUGACAGGAGACUUCUUUAGCGUCUUCAAAAACGAACCACAGGUGGAGGUUUGGGAUCAAUGGCAUCCAUCGUGGUGCUCUGGGGACUGUACCUUGAAUGGUCGGAGGGAGAAGACUCCCUUUGUAACAGGAAUCAGCCCAUCGCAAGGAUCUGACGGACUGGGGACUCUUUUAACUGUUACUGGAACUGGAUUUAACAGCGAAAACGCCUCCAUCAUGGUUGGAAAAACCAGGUGCCACGUCGAACAGGUCACAAGUACCACUCAGGUGUGCAGGUUGGGCAGUGCCCCCGCUGGUACGUACCCCGUGUGGGUCAUCUUCCCCUCUCUGGGUUAUUCACGCUACACAGACGAUGACGUCUUGUACUUCACCUACCAGCUGAUAGUUUCAUCUUUCUCCCCGAUGUCUGGAAGUCUGGCAGGAGGAACGAUGCUAACACUUGGAGGCUUCGGCUUUGGUCCGAACGCCGUAGUUAUGGUCGGCAGUGAUGAGUGUAUGAUGAUGCAUGCAAGUGGCACCGAGCUGAAAUGCAAAACACCUCCAGGAACUGCUGGAUCCGUGGCGGUCACGGUGACCAUGGGAAACAUGACUCAGACGGCUAACAGCUCCUUCACCUACGACGCCGACCUCACACCUCAGAUCUCAGGCCUGAGUCCUCUGGAAACCACUGUGAUCGGACACAGAGUUCUCACCAUUGAGGGAUCAAACCUCGGCGGCCCAGACAAUGACAGUUUCGUGUUGGUGGGAGGGAAGAAGUGUCUCACGCUGAUGUGGACGGCGACGAACAUCACCUGUCGCCUCCCUGUGCUGCCUCCAGGCCUGCACAAGGUGGAUGUACAGGUUGGAAACAAUGGCUACCCACAGACCAGUGUUAACACCACCAUUGAAUACAUCCUGGAAGUCCACAGCGUCUCUCCGUUGUUUGGUUCUUUACUGGGAGGAACUCGGCUGACUAUCUCCGGCUCUGGUUUCAGCACCAACAUCUCAGACAACAAAGUCUCUGUUGGAGAAGCGGAGUGUGAAGUGAUGGACGCCUCCGAGAAUGAACUGCAGUGUGUUGUGGAGUCGGAGGAGGAGACGCACAUAGUCACCAACCAGGGAGUCCACCACACUUUUGGAGAGGGCUUUGCUUGGGAUCCAGCCUCACUGACAGUGUUUGUAGGAGACACUGUGGUUUGGCGAUGGAAAGCUCCACUUUUUCAGUCUAAUGUCGGAUAUCGGGUCUUCAGUGUUGCCACCCCGAGUUCCACCGAACCUGACGGAGCAUUCAGCAGUGGGGACACAAAGACUGCUGAAGGGCACUUCAGGUACCGUUUCGGUUCCCCCGGUGUAAUUUACUACAGCAGUGGAUUCAUCGAUAACAACAACAGGAUGCUUCAGGGCGUCGUCAAAGUCCUGCCUCGAGAAGACAAGAACAGCAGAGUCUCAGUCCAAGUUGGAGGCGUGGAAGCCCGACAUGUGACCGCCGGUCUAAACCGUGUUUCCCGUGCCACGCCACAGUGCGUUGCUACAUCACAUUGUAAUCAUCCCAAUCAGACCUCACAUGGUGUUACCUUCAGCCUCGCAGCCUGCUCCACCCCCACAGUCCACUCCAUCUCACCCAACCAGGGCUCGUACCACCACGUCAUCAACAUCCAGGGCCAACGCUUCAGCAACGUGUCCUGUGCCAAUGAGGUGAUGGUGGGAAACGCGCCCUGUCAUGUGAUCAACAGCUCUUAUUCUGAAAUCAACUGCCGUCUCAGUGUCGACAGCGGGCUUCCCAUCGGCCUCGCACACCCCGUUACCCUCAGAGUUAACAACGUCGGUGACGCCAUCAUCGCCGUGCAGGAGGAGCUCCACCGCCGUUUCGUUGUGCUGCCUGUGGUCGACUCAGUGUCGCCUCCUAUUGGUAGUCCCACCGGCCACACCAGGGUCCACAUCCACGGCUCCGGCUUCUCAGCGGGAGACGUGACUGUAGCUGACGAGCCCUGCGACGUCAUCUCGGUUAAUUAUACGAACAUUAUUUGUGACACGUCCCCAUCUCAGCCCACUGUCGGUGAUGCCGUCUUCCAUUCGGGCCGAAUCCAAAGCUCCUGUCACUCCAACUGCUCCUUCCGUUACUCCUCCUCCGUCACUCCUACGCUCACCAGCAUCUCCCCCGAUACAGUCAACGGGUCAGGUCCUGUAACCAUCACAGGAACAGGGUUUGGUAGUGAAGUAGAUGAUGUAGAAGUUUUUGCCGGUGCUACAGAGCUGCAGGUUAUACAUUCAACCGACCACAACCUGACAGUCAGCGUAGACGAUCUACCUGCAGGCACACACAUGGUCACAGUGAUAGUGAGAAGCAAAGGCCUCGCUUCAGGUGCUGUUAACCUGGAAAGCGUCCCUUACGCCACCCUGAGUCCAGAUGUGGGCAGUCUGGCAGGAGGAACACCUCUUGUUUUGACAGGAAAUGGCUUUGCUCCAGGAAACACAAGCGUAAUGGUCGGUGGGCAACCCUGCAGGAUUCAGGAGGUGACGUCCAGUUGGGUUCGAUGCCUGACACCUCCAAACAGCGAGGGCGUGGUCACCGUCAACGCCCAGGUCUUCUCUGUGUCUUACCCUCCUCUGAACUUCAACUACUCAGCAGCUCAUACUCCAGUCGUCAGCUCCGUCAGCCCCUCCACUGGGCCGAGCCGUUCUCUCAUCACAGUGACCGGUUCAGGAUUUGGCACCGACCCACAGCUCGUCUCCAUCACCAUAAACCAUGAGCCCUGCAACGUCUCCUCAGUCAGUGACACGCAGGUCCAGUGUACUGUAGGAGAAAACCCAGGAGGGACGUACCCAGUCAUGCUUCAGCACCAGGUCAAAGGUUACGCCCAGUCCAGUGUUGAUUUCACCUAUGAGCUGACUCUCAGCGGUGCACAGCCCAAUGAGGGUAGUUUUGGUGGUGGUGCUCUUCUGUCCAUCCAGGGUUCUGGUUUUGACCCGUACCACUCCACUGUGCUUAUCUGUGACGAGGAAUGUGAAGUCGACAGAGAAAUGUCAACAUCAACCCAUCUGUACUGCAUGUCUCCGAUGAACAGCGGUAACACAUCCGAGGUCAGUUGCACAGUUGCCGUCUUUAACCCUCUGGAUGCCGUCAACGUAUCCGAUGGCUUCACCUACAAAUCCCAGCUCACUCCUGUGAUCACUGGGGUUUCUCCACGCAGAGGAGGCACCGCUGGAGGCACCCGGCUCACCAUCAGCGGCUCCGGUUUCAGCACAAACAUGAACGAAGUCAACGUAACCAUCGCCGGAUCUGUGUGUGACGUCCAGUCCGCCAACGAGACACAAAUCAUCUGUGUGACAAACGCCCAGCGCCAGACCCAGGACACCAAAGUCAGAGUCAGCAUCGGAAACAGAGGCAUCGCCAAAAUGGAUGAUGCAGAUUUCUCCUACGUUGACGUGUGGUCGUCCAGGUUCACAUGGGGGGGUCUGGAUCCACCAGGGGAGGGCAUGUUUGCCGUCAUCACUAAAGGCCAGACCAUCCUGCUGGACACUGACACCGCUGUAUUAAAAAUGCUCCUCAUUCAAGGAGGGAAGUUGGUGUUUGAUGAGAAGAACAUCGAGCUGCAGGCAGAGAACAUCCUGAUCACAGAUGGCGGUGUGCUGGAGAUCGGCACCGAGGAGAAGCCGUUCCAACACAAAGCCAUCAUUACUCUUCAUGGAAACGCACGCUCAAAAGAACUUCCUGUUUAUGGCACCAAGACGCUGGCUGUCAGAGAAGGACUCCUGGACCUGCAUGGUAUUCCAGUUCCCGUCCCCUGGACACACCUGGCCCAGACGGCAAACAGCGGCUCCGACACGCUGCAUCUGAAGAAGUCGGUGACGUGGAAAACGGGGGAUGAGAUUGUCAUAGCUUCCACCGGCCACAGACAUAGUCAGAGAGAGAACGAGGUGAGGACGAUCGCCUCAGUGUCCGCUGACGGCAUGACCCUGACCCUGACCACACCGCUGAACUACACUCACCUGGGGGUGUCCGUCACACUGCAUGACGGGACGGUGUUCGAAGGCCGAGCCGAGGUGGGACUGCUGACCCGGAACGUCGUAGUACGAGGAUCUCAACAUCUAGAAUGGAACGAUAAGAUUGAAGCCUGUGAAGAUGGUUUCAACACAGGUGAAUUUGUAACACAGACCUGUUUCCAAGGACGUUUCGGAGAGGACGUCUUCAGCGACCAGUUUGGAGCCUGCAUCAUGAUGCAUGCUCCCAGGCCGAAUGAGAAUCUUGCUAAAGCCAGAAUCGAACAUGUCGAGAUCUUCCAUGCAGGUCAGGCGUUCAGGCUGGGGCGUUAUCCCAUCCACUGGCAUCUAAUGGGAGAUGUCCAAUACAUGUCAUAUGUGAGGGGCUGUGCCAUCCAUCAGACCUUCAACAGGGCUGUAACCAUCCACAACACCCACAACCUCCUGGUGGAGCGCAACGUCAUCUACAACAUCAUGGGUGGAGCCUUCUUCAUCGAGGACGGCAUCGAGACGGGAAACAUCGUGCAGUACAACCUGGCUGUCUUCGUCAAACAGAGCACUAGCCUGCUGAACGACGACGUCACCCCUGCUGCCUACUGGGUCACCAAUCCCAACAACAUCAUCCGCCACAACGCCGCUGCAGGAGGCACCCACUUUGGCUUCUGGUACCGCAUGCAUGACCACCCCGAUGGCCCAUCCUUCGACAGAAACAUCUGUCAGAAGAAGGUUCCCCUCGGGGAGUUUUCCAAUAACACCGUUCACUCCCAGGGCUGGUUCGGCCUCUGGAUCUUCCAGGAGUAUUUCCCCAUGAGAGGCGGCGGCUGCAACUCUAGGACCCCCGAGCCGGCUGUCUUCCAUUCCCUCACCACCUGGAACUGCGAGAAGGGUGCAGAGUGGGUCGAUGUGGGCGCUAUACAGUUUAAGAACUUCGUCAUGGUCAACAACGAAAAAGCUGGCAUUGAGGCGAAGCGCAUUAUCAGAUCAACUGUGAGUGGUUUUGGAGAGGAGGGAGGGGCCACGGUAACUAACUGCACCAUCGUGGGCCACGUCGACGAGCUCGGUCUGGGAGAGGACUACUGCACUCAUGUAGGUGUCAUCGCGCCGUUCGACGACGGCAUGAGCGUCACCGGCACCAAGUUCAUGAACUUCGACCGCAGCUCCUGUGCAGCCAUCGGCGUCACCAAGAUCGACGGGACGUGUUCAGUCCUUUGCGGCGGAUGGGAAGUCAGGUUUAGUGGUAUCGAGUACUUCAACGUGACCAACAGGGGCCGCUUCAGGUGGGAACAUGAGGUGCAGCUGGUGGACACUGACGGCACCCUCACAGGGAAUGUCGACCACAAAGUCGUGGCAAUGAGCAGUUUGUUGGACCCUGCGCACUGUUCCCAGAGCGACAUUUGGAGCUCAGGUUUCCCUGCCGCUGUAUGUGACGAAACUGUCAGCUUCCAUCGCCUGGCGUUCAAUAAUCCAUCACCUUCAUCUCUGGCGGGGAAGGAUGUCAUUUUAACCAAUGAACAUGGCAGCUCUGUGGUUCCAUACGUGAAGAAGAGGAUGACUCAUAAACUGGGCUGGAUGGCUUUACUGCCCUCACGUAAAACCUACAACUGGUACUUCGACGACAUGGACCACAUCACGAACAUCUCCUACACCUCCAAGUUCUACGGGUUUGCGUCGGAUGAGUUUGUGAUCAUCAACCACAACUUCACGCAGAGUCCAGACAGGUUUCAGAUAGUCGAUAAUAGAAACGGGUCAGCGGGGCCUCUGAGCUUCAGCAACAACAGCAACGGUGACUGGUACUUCGACGACAGCUCCAACAACCUCUACUACAUCGGUUAG